AAGUGUUCGGGUCAUCCACCGUCGAUGAGGAUCCGAUACUCGCAGACUCCAUGAAAAGCUCUCCAAUUCUCGCCCCCAAAACCCUAAACCCUGAUUUACCAUGAACCAUCUUCCAAAAUGUCUUUACCCAGUUCUUUUCCGCCACUUUUCUUCACUACCCAGAACCGCGAUCCUCACAAAUAUCCCAGUCAAGUACAGGCCGCAAGCCAUCAAACAGGCUCAACAAGCCCUCACCGACUACUUUCACUCCACUAGGUCGAUGCCCUACAUCUGCGCCGAGCACAUUGCCAAGAACUCAAUCUUCUCCCUUUCCAAUCUCAUUGGUAAGAUUGAUUAUUCAGCCACAAAUUUCACAAGGUCCAUCUCCAGAUUACUCAGGUACCAUCCGCUUAACGAAUUUGAGUUCUUCUUUGAAAGUAUUGGGAUAGACCAUAAGGAUGUUUCUGUGUUUUUGCCCUCGAACAAGUUUUUCUUUUCCGAGGAUGGGAGUGUUCUAGAUGCGGCUGGUGAGCUAUCUGGAUUUGGGUUUCCGUGGAACAAGUUGGGCAAGUUGUAUAAGCAAGAAGUUUCAAUUUUUAGUAAAAGUUCUGGGGAGUUGAGAUCUAGGCUUUAUAGGUUUAAGGAUUUUGGUUUUAGUAAUGCUGCUGUGGUUGGUAUUUGCUUAGCUUUUCCUCAUGUGCUGUGCGGGAACAAUGAAUUGGGUGGUGAGGUUCGUUCCUUGUUUGAUGAAUUGAAAAGGGUUUUUGUAGAUUCUGAUGUAGGGAGUUCUAUUGAGGAAAAUGUGGAUACUUGUUAUAAUAUCUGUAGGAAAAUUCGAAUGUUUUGUGAUUGGGGUUGUGACAUGGGGAAGGUAGUGGAGCUGAUGGGUAGGACUAAGAAUGUUUUUCUUGAAUAUCCAGAUGAGGCUUUAGUCCACAAAGUAGAGUACUUUUGUAGAUUUUGUGUUAGGAAGGAAGAUGCUGCUUUGUUGAUUCUUCAAAGCCCAGAGAUUUUGAGUUAUGAUCUUGAAACACCUGUGAUUUCAGUUAUGGGACUACUGAAACAUUUUGGUUUGAAUGAGAAAGAAAGGAAUGUGGUUGCUCAAAAGUACCCCUAUGUGUUUGGCAGAAAUAAAAUGGUAAACUUGCCUCAUGUGGUUAGAGCAUUAAACUUGCAUGAAUGGUUCUAUGGUGUGAUUAAGAAUGGAAAUCAUCAGUUGCUAGGUGACUAUUCCCUGAGUAACCCUGAUGAAGACUUGGAUAAAGAAUUCAUUCAUGGAUUGGAGAGAAUCAAAUCCUCCAGAUGCCCUUUGCAUACAAUGAAUAAGUUGAGUUUCCUACACAAAAUUGGGUAUGGAGAGAAUGCUUUAACCAUGAAUGUGUUAGGUCGAUUGCAUGGCACUAGCAGCGAGUUGCAAGACCGAUUCAAUUGCCUUCUGCAUUGUGGGAUUAAAUUAUCAAAUCUGUGCUUGAUGCUAAAGACAACGCCAAAGAUUUUAAACCAAAGUCCAGAAACCAUAGAGCAGAAGGUAGAUUUUCUCCUUAAUGAAAUGGAAACUUCUCUGGACUACCUUGAUACAUUCCCGGGAUUUUUGUGUUUUGACUUGGAGAAACGAAUCAAGCCCAGGUACAGAUUCCACAAGUGGCUUACAGUAAAAGGGGUGUGUACCAAAAACUACUCCAUUGCAAGCAUAGUUGCAACCAGUGAGAAGAGUUACUUAGCUCGCCUGUAUGGAAUUCAUCCUGCAGCUCCGAAACAAUGGUUUGAGUUCUGGUAUAGGAAAUCCAGUAAUUCUUUCUAAGAGAUUGGUAGCUUUCCCACAUAGACCUUUCAUGAAGAUUUUACUCUGUAUUCAUUAACCAUAUAUUUUAUGUUUCAAUUCGAUGUGUAUUUUGCAAAUGGGUUUUCUUGUACUUUAAGAUGGGUUAUUGAAAAGGAUUAGAAUGCCCAAUUCAGAUAUCUGUCUUUGUUGUACAGCAAAAAAAUUAAUAUAAUAUAAUAUAAUAU
Messenger RNA from Rubroshorea leprosula, 1986 nucleotides. NCBI's taxonomy places the organism in Eukaryota, Viridiplantae, Streptophyta, Magnoliopsida, Malvales, Dipterocarpaceae. The record is from the annotation of a GenBank genome assembly.